Messenger RNA from Ostreobium quekettii, 275 nucleotides. The record is from the annotation of a GenBank genome assembly. Lineage: Eukaryota; Viridiplantae; Chlorophyta; Ulvophyceae; Bryopsidales; Ostreobiaceae.
GUCAACGGCGCGAACAGGGCAACCUCGAUCGCAGGUCGCGGUGGGUCAGUGGCGCGCCAAAACAUGUUUUGGUGGGAGACGAUGCUGGCGGACGCUGCAGCGACGGCACGGUGGCCCCCCCAUUCCAUGGUCUAACCCACGGUCUCGUGGACCACGAGCGCUGGAAAGGGCUGGAUGAUGUAGCGGGCAGGCCGGGAGGAGGGGGGGCGGCGGCAAGGGCGGGUGAUGUAGCGGCCGGGCGGGGGGCGGGGCCGGGGAAAGGGCGGAUGAUGUAG